This is a messenger RNA of Prorocentrum cordatum, 918 nucleotides long. The record is from the annotation of a GenBank genome assembly. Lineage: Eukaryota; Dinophyceae; Prorocentrales; Prorocentraceae.
AUGGGCUGUCGGCGCAUUCGUGGCAGAGCCGCUGCAGCUCGAUGCGAGCGUGGACGGGUGGACGCUCAUCUUCCUGGUGAUGACCAGGGCGUUCUUCUUCAUCUCGCGCCGCCGCUCAUCGCGCUGAAUUUCCUGAUCCAGCUGCUCUACGUCGUCAAGAUCCACCGCUUGAGCGUGGAGCUGCAGGCGGAGCCGCGCGAGCAGGAGCGCUUCUACAUGCAGGUGGUCUGCGUCUUCGUCUUCGGCAUUUCGAUCUUCCGGGAGCUGCGCGACUGCAUCGACUUCCUGGCGCUGGUCGUCAGGUGCCCAGUGUCCCGUGAUGGCGGUUACCGUGGUAUCGGCGGCGGAUCAGACGGGUCGCACCGCCACGGAGCCGUGCUGUCGCAGGAGCGCUCGAGCGGAACGUCCGGCAUUUUGAGUUGGGCCCGGAGGAGGUCCAGCAAGACUCACGUUUGGACCUUGGGCUCUAUGAGUUACAGCUGGAAGGUGGUGUGUUUUCUUUUCGUUGGCAUGCCCCGGAUCAUGUUCUGCAGCCUCUUUGCGAAGGUUGGAGCGGGUUUCAUCGUGCGCUCCCCCGAUAUCAUCAUCGACACCGUAGGUGUAUUAUUCGUGGUGGAAAUAGGGACUUUCAUGUACAACGCGUUCACCACAAACGCAGUGAAGCAACAGCUGGAACAGCUGCAGCCGAUCGAGUGGUACCCCUCGAACGCGCGGCGGCUCGCAGCUUUCCUGUUUGUGAACUUCGCCUAUCCCGUGCUGCUGAUCUGCUUCAGCGUCGCCGUGGUGUGGUACUCGCGGAAGGCGCGCGGCGAGCAUGAGGACCUCGGAUCAUCGCUGGCGGACGGCGAGACCGCGGUCAUGUCGGACCUUAGGGAGGUCGUCGACUUCUUCAAGGAGAUGGUUUGCUUGGACUGCUGA